UUUCACAAGAGAGUAAACAGAUCCGAGAGAGGCAGGAAAAAGCAAUGCAGGAACUUCUGAUGAAGCGGCGUGCUUAUGCACUUGCUGUGCCCACUAAUGACUCAGCUGUCCAUGCCCGUCUCCGCCGGCUUGGUGAGCUAAUCACACUUUUUGUGGAGAAAGGGAGAUGGAAAGGAGGGAGAGGCUGCGAAUGAUUAUGGUGAAGCUUGAAGCUGAAGGACAGUUGGAGAAGCUGUUGAAAGCUCAUGAGGAUGAGGAGGCUGCUACUUCUGUAGCGGCAGGUGAGGGUGACGGAGAAGGGCCUCAAGAGUCCCCAUUUUUUACUGAAGGGUCAAGAGAACUUUUAGAGGCUCGGGUUAAUAUCGGUAGGUAUUCUAUUGUGAAGGCUGCCUUGCGGCUUGAACGUGCAAGGAGGAGAAGGGAUGAUCCAGAUGAAGAUCUUGAUGCAGAGAUGGAUUCAGCUCUCAAGCUACUUCAGACAAGUAGCUUGGUCCUCGACUGCAGUGAAAUUGGUGAUGAUCGACCACUCUCUGGUUGUUCCUUUUCACGAGAUGGGAAGCUGCUUGCCACCAGUGCCUUGAGUGGAGUUGCUAAAUUGUGGAGCAUGCCUCAAGUAAAUAAGGUCACUGCCUUAAAGGGUCAUACAGAGCAUGCCACUGACAUUGCAUUUUCUCCUGUCCAUAGCCACAUAGCAACUGCUUCUGCUGAUCGGACUGCUAGGUUAUGGAACACUGAAGGUUAUGUUCUUAGGACAUUUGAGGGGCAUCUUGAUCGUCUUGCACGUCUUGCAUUCCAUCCAUCCGGGAAGUACUUAGGGACAGCUAGCUUUGACAAGACUUGGAGGUUGUGGGAUGUUGAAAUUGGUGUUGAGUUGCUUCUUCAAGAAGGUCAUAGCAGGAGUGUCUAUGGGAUAUGUUUCCACCGUGAUGGGUCUUUGGUGGCGUCAUGUGGGUUAGAUGCACUUGUUCGAGUGUGGGACCUCCGUACGGGAAGAAGUAUUCUUGCAUUGGAAGGACAUGUUAAGCCGGUACUAGGAAUCAGCUUUUCUCCCGAUGGAUAUCACUUAGCCUCUGGCAGUGAGGAUAAUACCUGCCGAAUCUGGGAUUUGAGAAAGAAGAAAUCCUUAUACAUAAUACCAGCUCACUCAAACCUUAUCUCACAAGUAAAAUUUGAGCCUCAAGAAGGAUAUUUUCUGGCAACUGCUUCAUAUGAUAUGACGGCCAAGGUGUGGUCAGCUCGAGACUUCAGACCUGUCAAGACAUUAUCUGGACAUGAAGGAAAAGUUACAUCAUUAGAUAUAGUGGGAGAAGGACAGUAUAUUGCAACAGUUGCACAUGAUCGGACUAUCAAGUUGUGGUCAAGCAGAAGUGCAAAGGAAAAUGAUAUGGCUGUCGAUUAAGGAAAUUACUGUCGACCUUUGUCGUGGUAUUGGUUGACCAUCCUAAUCCUGUAAUCCUGUCUGCCUUCUGCCUAGAAAGGAAAUGAAAAUACAAUCUUUCAGAAACUCUCGAGUUUGUGAUGAUCAAAAAAUUCUAUUUCGGC
Macadamia integrifolia is the source of this 1542-nucleotide messenger RNA. RefSeq names its product U4/U6 small nuclear ribonucleoprotein PRP4-like protein. Gene Ontology annotation, molecular function: U6 snRNA binding; U4 snRNA binding; protein binding. Gene Ontology annotation, biological process: mRNA splicing, via spliceosome. The record is from RefSeq and is a predicted model, not a curated record. Gene Ontology annotation, cellular component: U4/U6 x U5 tri-snRNP complex. NCBI's taxonomy places the organism in Eukaryota, Viridiplantae, Streptophyta, Magnoliopsida, Proteales, Proteaceae.